Toxotes jaculatrix (banded archerfish) is the source of this 1539-nucleotide messenger RNA. It is a transcript of the gene akr1a1a, whose product is annotated as aldo-keto reductase family 1, member A1a (aldehyde reductase). Bases 52 to 1026 code for a protein of 324 amino acids. Lineage: Eukaryota; Metazoa; Chordata; Actinopteri; Toxotidae. The transcript is spliced from 9 exons. Gene Ontology annotation, biological process: aldehyde catabolic process. Gene Ontology annotation, cellular component: cytosol. The record is from RefSeq and is a predicted model, not a curated record. Gene Ontology annotation, molecular function: aldose reductase (NADPH) activity.
CUGAUCACUGGUCCAUCUACCAGAGCGAUCUCGGGUCCUCAGAGCAGGAACAUGAGCACCUCUGUGACUCUCUCAACAGGGCAGAAGAUGCCUAUGGUCGGACUUGGCACAUGGAAGAGUGCCCCAGGACAGGUGAAACAGGCUGUGCUGGCAGCUUUAGAUUGCGGGUACAGGCACAUCGACUGCGCUGCUGCUUACAGCAACGAACAGGAGGUCGGAGAGGCUCUGGCUCUGAGGGUCGGUCUUGGGAAGGCUCUGCAGCGUGAGGAGGUGUUUGUGACUUCCAAACUGUGGAACACCAAGCACGACCCAGAGGAUGUUGAAGAAGCAUGCAGGACCAGUCUUGCCCACCUGGGUCUCUCCUACCUUGACCUUUACCUUAUGCACUGGCCCAUGGCGUUUCAGCGGGGGAAGGAGCUCAUGCCUCGACGGGAAGAUGGAAGUAUCUGUUACUCUGACACACACUAUAGACGCACUUGGACAGCCAUGGAGAAGCUAGUGGACAAAGGUUUGGUCAAGGCUAUAGGACUGUCCAACUUCAACGCCAGGCAGAUGGACGACAUCAUCAGCAUGGCCAGACACAAACCUGUGAUGAACCAGGUGGAAUGUCAUCCUUAUUUGUCUCAAGCAAAUCUCCUGUCACACUGUCGGUCAGUGGCUGUCUGUGUGACAGCCUACAGUCCUCUGGGCAGCGGAGACAGACCCUGGGCCUCUCCCGAUGAACCAAGUCUGCUGGAAGAUCCUCGACUGGGAGCUAUCGCCCAGAAAUACCAGAAAACACCUGCACAGCUCAUUCUCAGAUGGCACGUUCAGAGGGGUGUCGUGUGUAUCCCUAAAAGUGUGACGCCCUCCAGGAUCCAGCAGAACUUGCAGGUGUUUGAUUUUUCCCUGUCAGAAGACGACAUGGAGCUGAUUGAGUCCUUCAACCGCAACCAACGUUUCAUCGUCCCAUCAGUUGAGCGGGACGGUAAGAGAGUGUGGAGAGAUGCAGAACAUCCUCAUUUCCCCUUCCAUGAUCCUUACUGAGUCCACCUCCACAGGAUGCAGUAGUUUACUUUUAAUGAUUGUUGUCACAUGAACUGAUGAAACCAAAUUUUUGAAUUAAGAUUCAAAUUUGAUAAAAAAUAAAAUUUUUCUUUCUUUCUGGGAUGAAUAAUAAUAUUUAAGUGACCACGUUUGUCAAAAACACUGCUUUUAAGAUAUUUUCAAGUUACUUCUUAACUGAAAAAAUAAAGUUUUUUUUUUUCCAGAGAGACACUGUGUGGUCAGUAACAGAACAGCUUCUUUUGUUUGUUUGUUUCAAAAAGAUAAGACUGUUUCAUGGGUUAAUAGUUACUGAAUCACUGCUGUAGCACUGCUAUAAAUGCACCUGAUCAAUGAUGAAUUGUAUUUUAAAAACACCUUUUCAGAAUCAGGUAAAAAUGAAAAAAAAUGAAAACAACAUGGGCUGUCCCCGUGGUCCAGUCAUACCAUAUAAUUACAACGUCCUGGUGACCAAAUAAAAAGCCAAGAAAUGUACAUCAACUCUGUAUCAAUAAA